This is a messenger RNA of Talaromyces proteolyticus, 1317 nucleotides long. Its product is annotated as beta-lactamase family protein. The transcript has 5 exons. NCBI's taxonomy places the organism in Eukaryota, Fungi, Ascomycota, Eurotiomycetes, Eurotiales, Trichocomaceae. Bases 1 to 1317 code for a protein of 438 amino acids. The record is from RefSeq and is a predicted model, not a curated record.
AUGACAUUGACCACAAACAGACGCGAGAAAGCCACCCUCUCUCCCGCAACAAUCUCUACACUCCGCUCCUGCCUUGACUCACAAACUUCAGGUGCGAACCCCAGUAUCGCAGGGAUUAGCUACUGUGCAGUCGAUCGCAACGGGGACUUUGUGUUUAGCCAUUGCUCUGGGACUAUUGGUCUUGGUAUACCACGACCCGUAACCUUGGACACGGUAUAUUGGCUGGCGUCGUGUACAAAGCUGAUUACGGGGAUUGCGUGCAUGCAGCUGGCUGAGCAGGGAAAGAUCCUGCUGGAUGAUGUAGACUUUGUGGAAGGCUUGUCGUCCGAGUUGAGAGAUGUGAAGGUUUUAGUUGAGAGGGAAAACGGCUCGUUUGAGCUUGUGCCUAAAGAGAGGGGUAUCACGAUGCGAAUGCUACUUACUCAUACUUCUGGGUUUGGAUACGCAUUCGAUAGCGCCAAGCUCCGAAAAUGGGCUGGUCCAGUAGGCCUGGACGAUUUCGGAUCCAAAGACGAAUGUCUCUAUCGACCAUUACUCCAUCAACCCGGGACGGCUUUCGAAUACGGGGUAGGAGUCGAUUGGGCUGGGGUACUCGUUGAGCGCGUCACGAACAUGUCCUUGGAGCAAUACUGCCAGGAAUACAUUUUCAAACCAAUUGGAAUAAAAAAUAUCUCGUUUUCCCCCAAUUCCGACAUGAAGUCGCGUUUAGCCUACAUGCACCAGCGAGAAUCGAGCGGCACUCUACGAUUGUCAGACCAUCUUUACCGCGCUCCUCUGUUGCAAGGCUCUACUGCUGAAGCAACGGAAGGGUUCUGUAUGGGAGGUUGUGGAUGUUUUGGUACUAUUACGGAAUACUGUCAGAUCAUUGCAGCGAUACUAAACGAUGGAACAAGCCCCAAGACUCAUGCGCAGAUACUGAGGCCAGAAACAAUAACAGAAAUGUUCACCGACCAGAUACCCAACCUACCAAGGUACGUGAACGAGUAUUCAGACAGCGCCAAGCCCUGGUUAGCAAACCCAUGUGGUGGACCACCUAUUCACAAUAGCAAUGGCAAUGUUGAGGAUGAUAAAACAGAGGGUUGGGGUUUGACCUUCUCUCUAAGCCACACAACCUCCCCGAUUGGAAGGGCGGCAUCUUCCGCAUCCUGGGAAGGCUUGCCAAAUAUUUUUUGGUUUGCAGAUCGUGAGAAUGGGGUUGGAGGCAUUAUAGCGGCCCAGAUACUUCCAUAUGGUGAUAGUAAAGUAUUGCAGUGCUCGGCGGAAAUCGAAAAACUUAUUUAUUCAGAGCUAAAGAAAAGGGUGGACCCGGCCCCUUGA